UACAAAUAAUUUUUUUACAUACUACGUCCCGCUAAUUUUAUUUUUCGUCGAACGGGUAUUAACAAAAGUUAACUCCUCUACAGGUUUCCUGGGCCGAUACCGUUAUAAUAAUUGAUCUCCGCCAUACCAGGCGUAAAUCAGUCAUGUUCUAAAAAUAGGUACACGGGUAUCCAACUGUGGUGCAAUCGUUCCGUGUUAUAAAUAGUAGUAGACUUCAGUCGUUGGUAAAACUGACAAACCUACGCCUGUGACAUUCGGCUCUGUUCAUAUUAUUGUUAAACUUAUUAAAUAAACGACUAGUGAACGAAAUAUGGCUGAAGCUGGGAAUGAAAGCACAGAUUCAACUUUGACCUAUUCAAGAGAUCGUAUAAUGGAUGAACUGGACGAAAAUGGCUACUGCGUCAUACCAGACGUCGUACCUGCCGAUGAGUGUGACCAGUACGCAGCGGAAUACAAGAACUGGCUCUCUCAGUUCGACUACGACGACAGGCCUUCUCAGAUGCACUCCAUCAUCAAAAGCUACCGCAUCGGCCACUUCGACACGACGUGGAGGGCGCGACUGAAGACGCGAAAAGUCUUCGAGGAAAUUUGGCAGACUAAAAAACUACUGACGAGCGUCGACGGUGUCGCAAUCUCGCCUCCGCCGGAAGACGGGUCCAACUGUUACGCCGCGGAUUCAUGUUGGCUGCAUUUAGACCAAAGCGGGGCUCGUAAGGGGUUGCACGUGUAUCAGGGAGCCCUGUAUCUGGAGAGCACGAGCGAGACCGACUACUGCUUCCGGGUCAUGAAGGGGUCGAACAGACAUUAGGUGCCUGGUUUGAUACAUCAGAGUGGCGACGUGUAAUAAGUUAUAUUUUAAAUAACGAUUUUUUUCCAUGUUAAUGACUGCUGUGGAUAGACUGCCAAAAUAAUUGCAAUGUUAAACGUAGACCCUCUUGACAAAGA
Molecule: messenger RNA, 945 nt
Organism: Gigantopelta aegis
Lineage: Eukaryota; Metazoa; Mollusca; Gastropoda; Neomphalida; Peltospiridae
Exons: 2
Coding region: 311-808 (165 amino acids)
Source: RefSeq, a predicted model, not a curated record